Messenger RNA from Harpia harpyja (harpy eagle), 5618 nucleotides. It is a transcript of the gene STXBP4, whose product is annotated as syntaxin binding protein 4. Gene Ontology annotation, molecular function: syntaxin binding. Lineage: Eukaryota; Metazoa; Chordata; Aves; Accipitriformes; Accipitridae. Gene Ontology annotation, biological process: insulin receptor signaling pathway; regulation of insulin secretion involved in cellular response to glucose stimulus. Bases 455 to 2641 code for a protein of 728 amino acids. The transcript has 22 exons. The record is from RefSeq and is a predicted model, not a curated record. Gene Ontology annotation, cellular component: cytoplasmic vesicle.
CUAGGAAGAUUGCUUUAAAAAGGUCAUGAGUUACUGCUUUUGACCUGGUUUGGGGGGAGCAUGUAAAUUAUUGGAAGAACAUGAGAAAAUAAGUUUCUUUUAUUUUAAUUAUUUCAUUUGCCUUUGGCUGCUAGAUACAGAUUGCAUAAUCGCAGUUGUGGUAAAUGCAAGUAAAUUUUCUCUCCUUUGCGUUUAUCAGUCUUUAAAGUUGCUAUAAAUUGCCAUUUCAAACAGAGAAAAAGUAAACAUUACCUCCAUAGGUGAAUUAGUCCAUGUGACGCAGAGGGUUUCAGAGAAGAUUAAGUAGGCAGAGACGCUCGUUUCAAGCUCUGUCUGUCUGGGUUUUUUUAGUUAGUAGCAGAAAUUGUCCUGCAUGUAACCUUUAUCCGGCUGAAUUAGAAACCUCCAGUGUAUUUUGGUUGCUUUGUCAUUGUCUUUGCUGCUGUACUGAAGAAUGUCCUUACUCUCACCAGGAGAUGAAGAUGAACCAGAGCGUUUUGAUGGUCUUUCUCUCUUAUACUGGACUAUUAUGGGCCCUCAUGGAAUCAAUCGAGCUGUUCACCGCCUUUCUUUUUCUGAUUGUCAAAAUGGAUUAGGAGUUAAAAUUAUUGGAGGUUAUCGGGCACAAACAGCAGAAGAUUAUGGGAUUUUCAUAAAGAGAAUUCUACCUGGAGGGGUUGCUGCUGUAGAUAGCCGUUUGCUCACUGGCGACCUCAUUUUGGAUGUCAAUGGAGAAAACUUAAUUGGAGUAACCAAUGAAAGGGCUGUUGACAUCUUGCGAACAGCAUCAGCAUCUAAUCACAUGUCUCUGCUAGUUGCUAGAGAUGAAGAAGCAAAGAAAGAAUUUCACGACCUGAUGGAUAAGUAUGGCUCUCACAGUGACACCAACUCUGCAAGAAGUUCUCCAACACAACUGUUAGCUGCAAAAUCUAUAGACAGCCCUUCUUCUGGGUCAUCGUCAAGGUCACAGAGUCCUCAGUUGCAUCCGAAGGAUAAUAUCAGCAGAAAUAAUUCUGUCCCAGCACCAUCUCCAAAGCUUGCAAAGGAUAGCGCAUUUCAGAUAAUUUCUGUUUGCAAAGGAACAAGCCUAGGUUUGAAUAUCGUAGGAGGAAUUAACAGAAAUGAAGGGCCUUUGGUAUAUAUUCAAGAAAUUAUCCCUGGUGGUGAUUGUCAUAAGGAUGGACGAUUGAAGCCGGGAGAUCAACUUGUGUCCAUAAACAAAGAGUCAAUGAUUGGUGUCUCCUAUGAAGAGGCAAAAAGUAUAAUCAACAGAACAAAGAUGAGGUUUGAAAGUUUUUGGGAGAUAGCUUUUAUUAGACAAAAAAAUGUUCCCAGUUAUUCAGAGAAUCUGCAACGUCCUUCCAGCCUCUUAGCAUCUUCUGUAGCAUAUGGAGCGCAACAGGCUGCAGUUCUUAGUUCUCUCGCAUCUCCUAAUGGGAAGCUUGUUUCAACGUUCACUCCAAAUGCUAUGGAAACUGGAGUCAAGAUGGGAGAACAAUCUCCAAUUACUUCUCUAGACAGCAGUCCUACUGAUGUGUCUGCCACUGUUAUUGCCCCCAGCCAGAAUGAUGAUUAUGAGCUACAAGGAAGGAACUCUACUCUUCGUCUCAAAGCAGAAAAGCUGGAGAGGGCAUUGAAUUAUCUUGGGAUUCAGCCCACGGAUGAACAGCAGCAAGCCCUAAGGCAGCAACUUCAGAAAGAUUCUAAAGGAACAGUGUCUUUUGGAGAUUUCAUUGAAGUUUCAAGGAAUCUGUUCUCUAUGCAAUUGAAUGCAACAGAUGAUGGCCAAAAAUCUGUAACAUUUGGGGUCAAUGAAAUUGCCAGCUUACUGGAUUCACAGUUUGUAACCUGUGAUUCUUUGGAGGAUGACAUGGAAAGGCUUAAGGAAGAAAGAAAUGAAGCUUUAAAAGAAAUGAGUAAAUUAAAGGAAAAAUUGUCUGAAUCUGUGAAUUUACAGAAACAGUUAACAGAGGAGCUACAAAUAGUCAAGCAAGAAGCCAAGGCAGCUGUAGAAGAGACAAGAGCCCUGCGAAGUAGGAUUCAUCUUGCAGAAGCUGCACAAAGGCAGGCUCGUGGAAUGGAGAUGGACUAUGAAGAAGUAAUUCGCCUAUUAGAAGCUGAAAUUGUAGAGCUGAAGGCUCAGCUCACUGAUCAUUCUGGCCAAAAUAAAGAUAACAUCCAAGACUUGAGAAAGAGAGUUACAGUGCUUGACUGCCAGCUGCGGAAAUCAGAAUCAGCUAGGAAGACCUUUGAGGUGGCUACUGAAAAAUUGCUACAAUUUGUAGAGGUUGUGCAUGAAAUACUUUCAGAUAACUCUACUUCCUCGACAGUUUUAAGUGACAGAAGAACAACAUUGUCUGCUAAAGCACUUCUUGCACGGUUGGGAAGGAUUGGACCUACUGUCACAACAGCUCUUGCAGCAGAAGCGAGAGACCUUGCCAAGUCUGUCCGUGCCAUUUUGGAAGUAGAUUGUCUGCCUUAUGGAUGGGAAGAAGCUUAUACAGCAGAUGGAAUCAAAUAUUUUAUCAACCAUGUGACACAGACAACGUCAUGGAUCCAUCCCGUAACAAGUGCACUAAGCUUGCUUUGCUCUGAGGAUGAUGACGAUGGAAUAAGAGAGCUUCCCAGGUCCAAGAGCUGAGGAUGUCUUUGACAGAAAGUAGUUUGUCUAGUUUCCGCAUGUUAGUGAGGAGACGCACCCUUUUUACUCUACGUACUUUCUAGUCUAAUAUAAUAGUACCUGAUGACAAUUCUCCCCUUCAAGUCAGAGGAAGUUCUGCCAUUUUUUAGGUGGGUUUAUUGAUGGGUGCUACAGAAGAUGCAGGCGCUGCAGAAGUCUCCCCUCAGUCCUUAAUCUGUCCUGGUUUGGUGUGCAGGGAUCAGUCUUAUCUUAGGGCCCAAUCCAGUCUUUUCAUGACUUCUCUAUUGGCAUAACUCCCCUGACCUGAAGUGAAAUUUUCAUAGCUUUGACCAGCAUGAGUGUUAAGAUGGGACCAUUGCUUGUAAUUUCACAUGGCAAAUUCCAGGUCAUGGUUGACUGAAAGAUGCAAGGUGAGCUUUUUCCUUUUUUUAACCAAUGCUAGCGAGUGUAAUGUAGAUGCCUUUUCUUUAACUACUGAAAAAUUUUAUUUUUUUGGAAGAAAUUUGCAAAUAAGUUUUGCUAAUAGAAAUUUAGCAACUUAUUACAAGUAUUGGAGCCCUGAUGACAUUUAAAAAUAAUACUUUAUUAAGGUUGGUGGUUAAGUUUUAGAAAACAGUCUUUGAUAAGUUGUCAAGCAAAAAGAAACGGUUUUGGUAGAGGACACCAUACUCUGUCAACAAUAUGAGGCAAGAAUGAAAAUUAUUCUACUUUUGUACUCUGCUAAACCGAUACAUACAUGCAUCAAAUACUUCAGUGGAAGCUGUGAAGUUUCAAGUACAAUGAAACCUGUGAAACCACCUCCAGGAUCAGCAGAAAUCAGUCACCUCCUCAAAGUUGGUCUUUAAGUAGAACAAAAUCAUUUUGUACACAUUGGCGAUGAUUUAAAGAGGAUAAAGAAAAUGACGGGAGGUGCUAGUGCAAGCUAAUGAACAGGUUUCACUGUACCUCAAUAGCACAGGAUAUUUUAAAUCUCAUUAUUCACAGCACAAUGUAUGAUGUCAGCUUUGUCAAAUAUAUGAUUCUAUGCUACAUUUUUCUGGAGGAUCUUUAUAUAUGUAUGUGUAUGUGUAUAAUAUAUAUGGUAGGUGUUGACUAAUGAAUGAAAGAAAGAGCUGAAACUUUGGAGAAGCACUGAUGAAUACGCCAAAGGAAAACCCUAUCUCUGACCUUCAGUCCAAGAAGCAGAACAGGAUUGUAACAGUGUGAGGAAGGCAGAGGCUGCAAUCUGUUUUUUUCUGAGCAGCAGACUUAAGGAAUUCAGAACCUCCCUGGAAAGGUUCAGGCACGCUGCUGUACGCCAGCUCACCUCUAUUGGCCGAUACAAAGGAAUGAGGCUGUGCAAUCACGUUUUUUUAAGGUCAGUUUUCAGCAGGUGUGGCAUUGGAUUUAAAAAUCCUUGUACUCUGAGGAAUGGAUAUAAAGACCAGACUUAUUUGGAGCUCUGGUGCCUAUGCCACACUCUCUGUCCUCAGCAUUACAGAGCUGUGCCAAGUCAGGCACACUGUAGCUGUUGAUCCUUUGAAUCAAAAAUAAUAUACCUUUUUUUAAAGCCCAAGUCUCUUCUUUGAACGGCAGUGCAGCAAUCUACUGCAUUUGGCCUGUGAGCUGUAGAGCACAUCACCAAAUGUUCUUCCUGGAGGAACAAAGUGCAGCUCACAAAAAAGUUUUUUGCAGGCUUUGCUGGAAGUAGAUGUCAGGAUAUUUUGAAUAAGCAAAUAGGAAAAAUUGUUUUGUACUUUUAACUAGGUCAGAACCAAAUUAUCCAUGAAUCUACACAGGUGGUGUGGAUUAGGAAGAAGAGCUUGCUCAGCAGACCCACAGUAACUUAUAUUUCUAAGAAAACUUCUCAGAGCAGUAACACGUAAAUGUUUUAGCCAUAUUUUGCUCCAGUGGCUCCUACGUGCUUCACAGACUCCUUUGUGUUCCUGGAGAACACGGUCUUGAUGGGACAGAGCAUGUGCUUCAGUUUCAGGGUUGGACACCCUGAAAGCAUUUUUAUUUAAAUCCUUUUUCCUGAAAAUGGCACAGACUCAUGACCCAUAGAGGAUCUAUAACGUUCUGAAUUCCUUGUGGUAUUUGCUGUAGCCUUAGUAGUUGUUUGGAUGCUUUAUGACGGGCACUUUCUGUUCAUACUUCCAUGCUAUCCAGAUUGCAUAUAGAUUCCAUUUUUCCAAUUCUCUUCAAGUGAGGUUUGAAUCUCCACUUGACCCUCACAGUCUUGAUUUAUUCUGCUUGUGGCUUUGUGACAACUAGCUGGGUGUUUCAAAUAGGAGAAGCUAUUUAGGGACAGAGGCUAUGGAUCAGGCAGGCUUCAUGAGCAGAGACUUUAUAGAGACCUAACAGCAAUUUAAAGCUGUCCUUCUGUUAGAUCAGCUGGAGGAGAACAGCUAUGCACAUACUGCUUGCCCUUCCUGGGGAGCUGGUAAUGAUCUCUGGCUCUGAGCAUGCAACGCACAGCCUGCUGUGCACGAGAGGGGGAGAAAUCGAGACAAAAUGUUGGCGAUCUGCCUGCUCUGCUUACUGUCUCCACCCACAGAUGAGAACAUUUCAGAAACUUGGAGACUAUUUCUCCCUCUCUCUUAUAAAUUUGUCUAGAAAUUAAAGGUGUUAGAAAUAGAUCUCUGCAUCUAUCUGGCUUCUUCUCCGGUAAGCAUUACCUCUUCAGAUAAUCUGCUAGUUCAAAUUCUCCAUUAUUGAGACUACAUUUUCAUACCUACAAUCUCCAAAUGUUCUAAUCUAUUUUUGUACACUGGCAUACUUGUUUCCUAGGUUAUUUCUCUCUAUCUCCCCUUGUCUCUUCCUUUCUGUGAAAUAGUUUGUGAAAUUAUUUUGAUUAAGCUGAACUGUGUAUAUUGAGAAAAUGGUUCUAGGAUAACUUAAAAAGAAUUUGUAAAGAGCAGUUGUCAAAAUAUGCAACACUGUAAACAACAACUUUUCAUUUUUAUUCCAGAAUAAAAAAAUGUAAGUGGAAAAGUAA